CAUUUGCAUUGCAAGAGACCUCGGCAAGAAUCAUCUGCUCUGGAUCAGCGACAAAAUGGAGGAACCUGCUUCGGAAAUGAGCCCCUCUGUGGAGCGUAAAACAAAGGGGACUGAGAGUGUCCUGAUGAAGAGAGCAGACUCCCCUGUACCCAGCUGUGUUUCCAUGAAGAGUGACUGGUCAAUGGAAAAGGGAAUCUACUUCAGAGAGGGACCUUUACCUACAGAUCAAAGAGAGCAAAUGGAUGAAUGCAGAUCAGAUCUACAGGAUAAAUCGAGUUUAUCAUCCAUAUUGAAGUCACUAGAGGAAAAUGCUGUGAGGUUCCUGAAGUAUGAGCUGAAGAAGAUCACGAGGUACCUAGAUCAGAAUUGCCCAGAAUUCUCUGGGCCUCAGCUGGAGGAGGACAAUGACCUGGACAGUGAUGGUCAGAUGCAGAAGACCUGUGGUAGAGAGGGAGCUCUGAAGAUCACACUGUACAUCCUGAGGACCAUGAAGGAAAAUGAUCUCGCUGACAUGCUGGAGAAGAGGCAUCUUCUGUCACAAUGUCAGCGCAGAAUCAAAUGCAACUUGACGAAGAAAUGUGAGUGUGUAUUUGAAGGGAAAGCUAAGGAAGGACAGCCAACACUUCUCAGUGAGAUUUACACAGAACUCUACAUAACUGAAGGUGGGACUGGAGCAGUCAAUGAUGAACAUGAAGUGAGACAGAUUGAAACAGCAUCCAAGAAAAGGCGAACAGAAGAUAUUACAGUCAAGUGCAAUGAUAUAUUUAAACCCUUAUGUGGGCGUGUGACACCUAUCAGAACUGUACUCACUAAAGGGGUGGCAGGUAUCGGGAAAACAGUCUCUGUGCAGAAAUUCAUUCUCGACUGGGCAGAAGGAAAAGCAAACCAGGAUGUUCACUUCAUAUUUGCUCUUCCUUUCCGGGACCUGAAUUUGAUUAAGGGGGAAUACAGUCUGACUGAACUGCUUCACCACUUUGUCCCAGAACUGAAAUCAUUUCAAUCCACUGAGCUGUUUAGGUACAAAGUCUUGUUCAUCUUUGAUGGUCUGGAUGAGUGUCGCCUUCCUCUCGAUUUUCAGAACAAUGAGAGCUGGUUUGAUGUAACAAAGAAAAUGUCACUGGAUGUGCUGUUGACUAACCUCAUUAGGGGGAAUCUGCUCCCAUCCGCUCUCCUCUGGAUAACCUCCCGGCCAGCAGCAGCCAAUCAGAUACCUCCUGAGUGUGUCCACCAGGUGACAGAGAUACGAGGGUUCAGUGAUGCCCAGAAGGAGGAGUAUUUCAAGAAGAGAUUUAAUGAUCAGAGCCUGGCCAGCAGGAUUAUCACACAUGUGAAAUCAUCAAGGAGCCUCUUCAUCAUGUGCCACAUUCCUGUGUUCUGUUGGAUUUCAGCCACUGUGCUUAAGAGGUUUUUUAGUGAGACUGACAUGGGAGAAAUUCCAAGGACUCUGACUGAAAUGUACACACACUUCCUGAUCUUUCAGACAAGUUUAAAAAAUGACAAGUAUAUGAAAAACCAUGAAACUAAGCUUAAGGAAUACAGCAAGGAAUUCCUUUUAAAACUUGGUAAACUGGCUUUUGACAACCUUGAGAAAGGCAAUCUCAUAUUUUAUGAGCAAGAUCUGACAGAGAAUGGCAUUGAUGUCAGUGAAGCUUCAGUUUACUCUGGAGUGUGCACAGAAGUCUUUAAAGACGAGUAUGGGUUGUACCAGGAGAAGGUGUACUGCUUUGUGCAUCUGACCAUCCAGGAGUAUCUCGCUGCUUUAUAUGUGUUUCUGUCAAACUCAUCAGCUGACCUGCUGAAGACUGCAGUAGAUCAGGCAUUAAAGAGCAAGAAUGGACACUUGGACCUCUACCUCCGCUUCCUCCUGGGCCUCUCAACAGACUCCAGUAAGACUCUGUUACAAAGGCUACUGGGGCCGACAAGAAUCAGCUCACAUACCAUUAAGGAAACAGCCCAAUACAUCAAGGAGAAAAUACAGGAGAAUUUAUCUCCAGAAAGGACCAUCAACCUGUUCCACUGUCUGACUGAGCUGGGUGACAAUUCUCUAGUAGAGGAAGUACAAAGAUACCUGAAUUCAGGAAACAUUUCAGCAGAUGACCUCUCACAAGCACAGUACUCAGCUCUGGCCUUUGUGAUGCUGAUGUCAGAUGAGGAGCUGGAUGUGUUUGACCUGAAAAAAUACAUCAGAUCAGAUAAAGAGCAAUGGAGGCUGCUGCCUGUGGUCAAGAACUCCAGGACGGCUCUGCUGAACAGCUGUGAUCUCAUAGAUAAACACUGUGAAGAGCUGUCUUCAGCUCUAAGAUCAAACUCUUCCCCCCUGAGAGAGCUGGACCUGAGUGACAAUAACCUGAAGGAUUCAGGAGUGAAGCUGCUCUCUGCUGCACUGGGGGAUGUACACUGUAACCUGGAGAUAUUGAGGCUGUCAGGCUGUAGAGUCACAGAAGAAGGCUGUUCUUCUCUGGCUUCAGCUCUGAGGUCAAACCCCUCACACCUGAGAGAGCUGGAUCUGAGCUACAAUCACCCAGGAGACUCAGGAGUGAAGCUGUUCUCUGCUGCACUGGUUGAUUUAUACUGUAAACUGGAGAUACUGAGGCUGUCAGGCUGUAGAGUCACAGAAGAAGGCUGUUCUUCCCUGGCUUCAGCUCUAAGAUCAAACCCCUCACACCUGAGAGAGCUGGAUCUGAGCUACAAUCACCCAGGAGACUCAGGAGUGAAGCUGCUCUCUGCUGUACUGGAGGAUCCCAGCUGUAAACUGGAGAAGCUGCAGGUGGACCGGUGUGAACUCACAGAGAAAUGCUGUGAGGCGCUGGCUUCAGCUCUCAGAUCAAACUCCUCACCCCUGAGAGAGCUGGACCUGAGUGACAAUGACCUGCAGGACUCAGGAGUGAAGCUGCUCUCUGCUGGACUGGGGGACUUACACUGUAAACUGGAGAUACUGAGGCUGUCAGGCUGUAGAGUCACAGAAGAAGGCUGUUCUUCCCUGGCUUCAGCUCUGAGGUCAAACCCCUCACACCUGAGAGAGCUGGAUCUGAGCUACAAUCACCCAGGAGACUCAGGAGUGAAGCUGCUCUCUGCUGUACUGGAGGAUCCCAGCUGUAAACUGGAUAAGCUGAAGGUGGGUCAGUGUGAACUCACAGAGAAAUGCUGUGAGGCGCUGGCUUCAGCUCUCAGAUCAAACUCCUCACCCCUGAGAGAGCUGGACCUGAGUGACAAUGACCUGCAGGACUCAGGAGUGAAGCUGCUCUCUGCUGGACUGGGGGAUUUACACUGCAAACUGGAGAUACUGAGGCUGUCAGGCUGUAGAGUCACAGAAGAAGGCUGUUCUUCCCUGGCUUCAGCUCUGAGGUCAAACCCCUCACACCUGAGAGAGCUGGACCUGAGCUACAAUCACCCAGGAGACUCAGGAGUGAAGCUGCUCUCUGCUGUACUGGAGGAUUCCAGCUGUAAACUGGAGAAGCUGAAGGUGAACUGGUGUGAACUCACAGAGGAAUGCUGUGAGGCGCUGGCUUCAGCUCUCAGAUCAAACCACUCACAUCUGAGAGAGCUGGACCUGAGUGACAAUGACCUGCAGGAUUCAGGAGUGAAGCUGCUCUCUGCUGGACUGGGUAUUCCACACUAUAAACUGGAGAAACUGAGACUGUCAGGCUGUAGAGUCACAGAAGAAGGCUGUUCUUCCCUGGCUUCAGCUCUGAGGUCAAACCCCUCACACCUGAGAGAGCUGGAUCUGAGCUACAAUCACCCAGGAGACUCAGGAGUGAAGCUGCUCUCUGCUGUACUGGAGGAUCCCAGCUGUAAACUGGGGAAGCUGAAUGUGGAUCACGGUGGAGAGUGCAGGACCAGACCAGGCUUACAGAAAUACUCCUGCCAGCUGACACUGGACCCAAACACAGCACACAGACGCCUGUCUCUGUCAGAGGGGAACAGGAAGGUGACAUGGGGGGCAGAGAAGCAGCCAUAUCCUGAUCAUCCAGAGAGAUUUGACUGCUGGUACCAAGUUCUGUGUAGAGAGAGUCUGACUGGUCGCUGUUACUGGGAGGCUGAGUGGAGUGGAGAAGGAGCCUGGAUAGGGGUCACUUAUAAAGGAAUCGGGAGAAAAGGCGUGAGUUACUGUCGGCUGGGAACUAAUGACAAGUCAUGGAGUCUGUCCUGUGAUCCUGAAAAUUACUAUGUCUGGCACAAUGAUAAUCAGACUGACAUACCAACACAGCCCUCAGGUUGCCACAGAGUAGGAGUGUAUCUGGACUGGGAGGCUGGUACUCUGUCAUUCUACAGAGUCUCCUCUGAUGGACUGACUCUCCUGUACAGGGACACCUCCUCAUUCACUCAACCGAUCUGUACAGGGUUUUAUGUUCCUUUUUUAUCCUCAGUGUCGCUGUGCAUGCUGGGAUAGCUCACUAUGUGCUGGAAUAUUCAUGUUUACUGUAUCAUAGUGUGACAUGUUGCUGCUUCUCCACGGCAAAUCUCUGCUUUUCAACCUGUAUAAUACUUUUCACUCUGAAAUGGGACUGGUGUUAUUUGAAAAAUAAAUAACUGGGGUCAGCAAGCUGAACAAACAUGCAAACUGUUUUUCUCUCUGACUAAAAUAACUAAAUGUGAGCCUGAUGAGUGUGUGGGGCUUUUUGUACAUUUUGUAUAUUUAUGCCUGUAUAUUGUAUUUGCUACCUGUACAAUGAUAAUAAACGCUUUAUAUUCUGUC
Molecule: messenger RNA, 4696 nt
Organism: Brienomyrus brachyistius
Lineage: Eukaryota; Metazoa; Chordata; Actinopteri; Osteoglossiformes; Mormyridae
Product: NACHT, LRR and PYD domains-containing protein 12-like
Exons: 17
Coding region: 56-4390 (1444 amino acids)
Molecular function (GO): protein binding
Source: RefSeq, a predicted model, not a curated record